Molecule: messenger RNA, 5108 nt
Organism: Pocillopora meandrina
Lineage: Eukaryota; Metazoa; Cnidaria; Anthozoa; Scleractinia; Pocilloporidae
Source: the annotation of a GenBank genome assembly
AGAUGUAGCAAUCAAGAGAAUGGUUCACUUGUCUCUAUGGAAACCGAAAAAGAAUGGCACUUUGUCAGGAACUUAACCGGCGAACUCAACCGAGGAAAGAAACGUUGGUUCAUUGGCUUAGAAACAGUUGAUGGAUCUAAUACGUGGAGCUGGUUGAGUAAAAGCAAAGCCUACGUCAACAAUGGCUCAACUGGAACAUGGCGUUGGAGUGAAAACGAACCAAAUAAUUUUAAAAAAGAAAAAUGCGGAGAGAUGUUGCAAAACGGAAAGUAUAACAACAUAGCGUGCCAAAAAGAAUCCUAUGAUGACAGUCCAGGAUAUAUAUGUGAAAAGAAAGUCAGUAAGUUCAUGAUCAUGCUGAAGCUAUGUUAACCCAAAUAAAAAUCACAGUAAGAAAAAAAGAAAGUUGUAAGCGAACUUUGGUUUUGAAGCGAGUAACUCAUAUUCAUAUUUUCUUGCUAGUUUGUCCCACCAUAUCCAACAAUUCAGAAAAUGGUGAUAUUUUUAUUGAGAGAACGAAAAGACCUCGAUCAACCCCACAGCCGUCGGUGACAAAGGCGACGUCCACCUCACUCAGAACUCAGUUGACGAAUACUCGCAAUAAGCUUUCAGAAGGUAAGAUUUACUUCGCCUGAAAUUUUAACUAUACAGAAUUAACAAAAUUAAUACGCGAUUCCAGUUCGUUAACAUCACUUGGAAAAAAUAGCGAUGACACUGUGACUAGAAGAUCUAUUGCUAUAAAUCAAGCUUUAAAACAUGUAAAAGACAGUGAACUCGUCUAAUGGGUAAGAAAAAAACAAAUUAGAAGCGAUGUUUUGAGCGUUUUAAUGCGCUAUUUUGCACGCGCAGUGGCUCGAACAAAACAAAAUGUCUUUUUCCCCCAACAGCCUCUACACAACAAGAAGGGAAGAUUCUAUAAAGAGACCGUUUGGAGAAGGGAUCAUUCUUCCACCAUUUUACACUUGGACGCCCUGUUAGCGACUAUCAAUUUCGGCGUCUCGUUCAAUUUCGAUGACGUUUCGUCGCGUAAUCAUUUAAUCUUAAAGGCUUUUACUCCUUGUCUGUGACUGACAGAUAAAUAUUAAGAUGAUAAUGAAUAUCAUUAUUAUAUCUCGAUCAGUUUUUCUUAAAGUAAGAAAAAUUCGGAGAAUAUCUACUCUGCUAAGCUCGUGACGGCUGGUGAUUCAUACUACAAAAAAGACAAUUUGAUUUUUCUCUUUAGCUUUUCCUCAACUACCUUGAGCGUAUUGGCAGCAUGAUAGUUUUGAAAACGAAUGGUUCUCGAACUACCUUGCUUUUAGUGACUCAACUUGAAGAAACUCAAGCGAAUGCUUAAGGGUGACUAUGGAUAAAAAAAAUGGUAGGGUUAGCCCCUAUUCUCCUAUUAGAUUAAAUAGCGAAACCAGAAGGACUGCUAUCCUGAGGGUAGCUGCGGAUCUUUUCUUAUUUUAUUUUGUUAUUUUUAUUUUCUGUCAUUGAUUGACAAAUCGCAUUUCAAUUUCUAUUGAGAGUCUCCCGGCGGUGUGGAAUACCAAAGAAGGCAGAAUUGCCUUUUCUUCUUCUAAAGCACGGGUUACAUGAGUGUCAAUUAAUCAAAAGACCCCAAAACCGAAAAAAAUCCAGAGUGACUUUUUUUGUUUAAGCAGGAACACUCUUUUAGCCUUUUCGUGCCUCGUCCCCAUUGGCUAAGUAUAUAUCAGCAUCAGUUAACAAUAUUUGGAAUGAUGAAACAGAUUCGUCAUUAGAAACUUUGAAAAUGGGAUUUGAAAGUGAUUUGGUUUCUCUCUUUAGCAAAGAAUUUCAAGAGCGCUUGGGCGAAGAAUCAAUCAAAGAAUGACGCGCGAAAUUGACUAUACUUGAAGUCUAGUGGUGCAAAUACGCAGCGACACCAGAGACUCAAAAGAAUUCAAUUUUUAGGACCACGUAACUUUUAAAUCUGACGAAUAAGUUGGCUAAAAGACUGCUGAAUAAUGUGAUCGUAAAAGGUUUAACUUCUUACCUGAAAAUCCGUCCCAGCUAGUGACAGAGUUCUAAGAUCAUUUUUGUGUAAGGUGUGAUGUACCACCUUGAUAAAAAUGACAUCAUAAGGACAGUCAAUUCGCACAGUUUCAGGUAAAGAAAGAUGAAAUUAAACAAUUAAGUUUCGAUGUACUGGUAUUUUGUGAGCAUAUAAGUGAAAUAAAUUGAGGUAUUUAAUAGGUUCGUAGGUAAUUCUAAAUGUAACGAUUCCUGUAACUAAUUUUCUCUAUUGCUUUGCGUCAGGGUCGUCUCGGAGGCCACAAAGACCGAAAACUACUCGUUUUAAGGAAUCAUCAACAAAGGUGGCAAAACUACACACCCAACCAACAACUGCAACAUUUUCAACACCGCAAAACCGAUCCACAUUCAAUCUCUCAACACAAGGUACAAUGUAACUUUAUCAACGUCGUCUGUCUAUGUUAUGAACGUCUAUAUGCUUCUGGCUGUUUUUAUGCAUAUCUAAAUCCAUGAAAGUUAUUACUUGAUUGCCAAAGUGUUAGGUGAAGAAAGAUGAAAUCAAACAACUAGGAUUCGAUUUAAUGGUAUUUUGCAGGCAUAUAAGUGAAAUAGAUUGAGGUAUUCAAUAGGUUCGUGGCUAGUUAAAUCAUGCAUUGCUCUCUUUAUAUAACACCAAAAUAAUGUUAAUAUGAAUUUCCCAAAACCUUUGUUACAGAUCGAUUUUAGCAAAUGACGAGAGUAACAAAGCUUAAGAUCUUUCAAAAUAGUGGAAUAGAAAUGUAACUCAUGAGUUUAUAAAAAAUUUGAACCUUUAAUGUUUUAACGAUCGAUCACAGUUCGUGAAGAUAACAUUCUAUUUCACUUGGUUAUUAAGGUAUCUUUAUCCACCUUUACUUUGUUUUAGUGUCCAUUAGAAUCUUUCUCGGUUCAAUCAGCCUUCGUUUCUUAGAAAGCCACUUAGAUUAAUAUUUUUCUUUCGUUCUUAUUCAGGGACUACGUUUGAGAAUACCGUUAAUGAAUCUUCUCCGCAAAACGUUUCAACCGGCAAGUUAAACUUGAUGUUUAUCGUCAUCGUGCUUCUGAUUGUAUUUAUCGUGGCAAUUGCAGUCGUAUUCGGAAUAUUGUUUUUUCGGCGACACCAAAGUCAUAAGAACCAAGGCAAGUUUCUUCCAUCAUUUAUCUAUUUGCUUAUAUUAUCUUAUUAGAAGUCAUUCCCUUGUCUGGUAUAGUACACUCCUUAGGUGAUGUGAAGCCUUAAGAUUCUUUACAAGGCUAGUUCUUCCAUCAAAUGGCAUAUUUUUCAUGACUGAAUGCUUCCUUAUCACACACGUUCUUUAUUUAUACCCCUCCCCCCUUAAGAUUUCAGUUUUCAAAAAUGGCAAAAUAGAAUGUGCUGUUGUGUCGCAUUUCUCAGGGUAGCAGGACCAAAACACUUGGCUUAAUAGCUCCUCCUCUUUAAGACUACAACAGAUGGUCUUUUCCCAGUUUUCUUCAAAUGUUAUUUUUAUUGUACCUUGAUCCUUUGUGUUUAAGGUAAGUUCUUCGACAUGCAUUUCAUGGUGCUUUUGGCCUUUUCGAAGACUGAAAAUGUAGAGGAGUUUCCCAAAGUUUUUCAAUUUUUUGAUUCCUUGUGUGCGCGUGUCAUAAAUAAUCGAGCUCUUUUAAUACCUCCAGUUUUCCAAUCAAUCUCAGAGAAUAUGGUAAAAAUUUGAAUAAAUAAUUAAGAAAUAUAUUCGGCAAAAUCUGAUAAAGUUGUAAAAAUAUCUAAGGGGAACAAAACACCUUACUCCCAGGUGGAAAUAGGAUUCUGUCUCCUUCCUGUUAUAAUUUGGGAGGGGAGGGGUCUGUAGAUUGUACAUCAGAUAGUUGUUUAUAUCUUAACUUCACUUCCUAUUAACAUGUACGUUCUUCCUUUUUGUCCUUCAUAUUUUCUCUUUUUUAUUGGCAACGACGGUAUCGAUGUGUUUUAUCAUGAAAACAACAUAACGGCAAGUAGUAUAAAGUAGUAUACGCUAAUCUUUAGUACUCCGUUUUUAAAUGAACUCAUCAAAUUUUUUUUCUCCAAAUUUUGAACAUGGAAAGCCAAGUGGUUUGUAAAUAAAUUCUUCGGGAAAUUAAGUGUCAUCGAAAAACAUUUGAAAUGAUGGUAGAAUAUUUCCGAUUUGGCUUUGGGUUUAAGGUGCUCUGGAUUAUAAAAAAUUAUUAUUUAAAUGACACAGGACAAAAAUUGUGCAGAUGUAGCCACGAACCUUUUUUUCAGUCGUACUUAGCAAACGAUAAUAACAAUCAUUUUUAUCGUCUACAUAAUAGAUUUUCGAUUCCUUCUAAGCCCCAUUUCUACCGAACAUUACAACCAUUUCUCAAUCGAGUGUUAUUUUCAUUUGAUGCAUCAUAUUUGCUUUAAAGUAUACGUGUGACUUCCAUCCUUAAUAGUAUGUUGCUUCUCUUUUGAAAUUAACGUUCGAGGGCAGAAUACGACGCAAACCUAAAACAAAAGUUUAAAAAUAUGAGCUUAAUGAAUAUAUCCUCAUAUAUCCUAAUCCCCCUAAGUGAGAGAGAAUAUCAUUCUCCCUUACAGAUCACCUUCAGAUCGCCUCCAAGAUCGGGUCACAUGCACCUACGAGGUGCCCCCGAGUUCCGAACUACAAUCGAUCGAUCCUGCGCAUGUUCAACAAAUACAGAGCUCUGCAGCGCUUACUGUGCACUUAACACUUUCACAAGCAGAAUCUGGGCUUGCCACCUAUGAGGAAGUGAGCGACUGCAGCAAAGAGUGCGAGUAUGAUGACAUAGAUGAGUCUUAUCGAAAGAAAAGGCCAGCAGGCGAGGAAUGUUCAGAUAUUAAGGAAAGAGCACGAGAAAACACAGAGUUGGUGAGUGGUGAGAAAGGAAUACAGCAUUCACCUUUGUACGAUAAAAAAGAAGAAGAAAGGCAUCAUGUCUACGCUGUUGUUCAUAAAGAAAGAAAAGAGAGGGGCAAUUCUGAAGCAAGCACUUUCAUAAAAUCAUCAUGCCGCCCUCAAGAAGGAACAAGUAGGGUGUCUGUAGAGAGCGAGACACCUCAGGCUGGAGGGAGCAUUGAAUAUCUGUAUGCAGCUGUUGACAAAACAAAAAAGAAGAAGAAACAGCCACAG